Closterium sp. Naga37s-1 is the source of this 1143-nucleotide messenger RNA. NCBI's taxonomy places the organism in Eukaryota, Viridiplantae, Streptophyta, Zygnematophyceae, Desmidiales, Closteriaceae. The record is from the annotation of a GenBank genome assembly.
AUGGACGCGAUUUUCGCGCGCCUUUUCCCCGCUCCCAAGGGCCCGCACCCGCAGGGGAAUGGCGCUCCCGAUGGGCGCGGAAAGGAUGGGCGCCGGGGGGCGAAAGCGAGUAACGAGGGCGUUCUGCGCACUGGACUGCUGGCCGCGUCCGCCUUUGCAGCGGGCUCUGGUCUGCUGCUCGCCGCGCACCACCACACCUCACCGCUCGCCCUCGCAGCCGACCCCACCGACACGCAGAAGCAGGCCUCCACCAUGCUGCCACUUGGCAGCCUCGCAGUGGCCGUGGCUGACGUGGCAGCAGCAGCAGUGGAAACGGUGCGUGAGCCGGGCACAGGCGUGGAGUUCCCCGUGGUGCUGAGCGAUGAUGCGGGGGCGGGGGAGGGGGAGGUCAAGGCGGCAAAGGAGGGGAAGAAGGGGAAGAAGGGGGGGAAGGAGGGGAAGGCGGUGCCGUCGGAUCGCACGCUGGCGGGGGUUGGGGUGCGCAACAAGAACCUGCUGGGGCUGAAGAACAUCAAGGUGUAUGCUUACGGCGUGUACGUGGACGAAGCGGCCCUGAAGAAGCAGCUGGGCAGCAAGUACGGGGGGAUGAAGGGGGAGGCGCUCAAGGGCAGCCGGUGGCUCGUGGAGGAUGCCAUCACCGCUGACGUCACCAUGGCCGUGCGCCUCGUCAUCUUCUACAGGCAUCUGAAGAUGGGGCAGGUGCGGGAUGCGUUCAACGAUUCGCUGGGGGGGCGCAUGAAGGAGCUCAGUGGGGGGGUGCCGCAGACGGAGCUGCUGCACAGUUUCACCAAGUGGUUCACCAACGACAUCAAGCUGCAUCGGGGCACGGUCAUUGACAUCACUCGCCGCCCAGGCCAUGUGCUAGAGACAAAGAGUGAUCAUUUCCCCUCGUUCCCACUCAUGCCCUCGUACCCUCUCUCAUUCUCUACUUACCGGUACCAGCUCUUAUCCCCUCCCAACAAUUCUUCCCCCCCCAACGCCCCCGCUCGCUCACUUCCGCCAGUUGACGGCAAGUACAUGGGAUCCACUAAGAGCGCGCUUAUAUCGCGGGCGUUGUUUGAGCUCUAUGUGGGGGACAAGCCGUUUGACAAGAAGGCGCGCGAGGGGCUGGUGGACAAACUCAUUUCCGUCGUUCACUCGUAG